Molecule: messenger RNA, 3573 nt
Organism: Parnassius apollo (apollo)
Lineage: Eukaryota; Metazoa; Arthropoda; Insecta; Lepidoptera; Papilionidae
Source: the annotation of a GenBank genome assembly
AUGAAGCUCAAAAAGCAUAAAGUUGAUAAUGAGUCUCCUCCUUUGGAACCGGUUGUACCACCACAAGCAGAAAUAAUUGAAGCCGAUUUAUACAAGCGUUCGUAUUUUGGUCCUGAUGUUCCAACAUUGGAGCUUGAAUGCUGGGAAGAAGAAUUAUCGGAAGUACAACUUCAAGCAUACAAGAAUGCUGAUGAUGAAUAUAAAAGUAUCCAGAAUAAACUGGACGAUAUGGUCAAGAGCACUGGUGGUGAAAUAGUAUACAAUGGUGAUCAGUUCACUGCAUAUCAACUACUUGGAAAACAACCUGUGCUUAAAGAUUUGGAAAGACAGAGUGCUGAGAUUAUUAGAUCAAGAUCCCGCUCUCUCUCUAUUAGUAAGGAAACAACACAGAAAACUGGAAAAAGAGGGCGUCCCCGAAAGGCUCGAGAAGAAGAUUACGAUUAUUCACCAGUGUCGGAUAGGGCCAAGUCACCUGAACUGAAACAUAAAAAGAAAAAGAAGGAUAAAGAUAAGUACAAAGAAAAAGAAAAAGAGAAGGAAAAGGAGAAAGAAAAAGAUAAGGAGAGUACUAAAACUAAGGAUAAAACACUUGCUCCCUCCAAUGUACACAGUGUUGUUACAAAUGUUCGUCCAUCUGAAGCCACUGCAAUUGGUGGUUUGCUGACUGGGAGUGCUACCAAAACAACAGCUAUUGUCGAUCUUACUAAGGAUGACAGCAACAAGAAUGUUGCUGACUCACGAGAAGUAUCAUUUAAUAAAUUACAAGGUAAAACAUUCCCAUCACUUGUGGUGGUGGCGCGGCCGUAUCUCCGCGCGAAGGAAGCGCCGCCGCCAUCCGACCGCGCGGCUCUGGACAGCAAAGUGAAGUCGGUGCUCAUCCACACGCCUAUGAAGUUCACGGAGUGGCUCAUACAGCAAGGUCUUGUGCGAUGUGAGCAGUGGUGUGCCAUUCAUCCUGCUAACAAGCUCAAGCUAGGAAUGUACUCGGACGUCUCAAAAUUCCCAUAUUCUGGUGGCUAUGUAUGGAUAUCCGAAUGCUGCCCGACUAGAUUUGUCUCCGUAUUCUCUAGCUCUAUUUUUGAGGGUGCGACUUUCCCGCCCAGUGUGAUACUGAAGCUCAUAUAUCACUGGGCCUGUCAAACUAACGUACAAAAUGUUGUUCAAUGGGUUAAGGUGGACAAUUUGUAUGUAAAGGGACUAUUUACAUGGUUGCGGGCCAUUUGCACAUCUGCUAUUCAUCAACAUAUGGGAUUAUUAGGGGGAUCGGGUAAGAAAGUAGAAGUUGGUGUUAUAUCUCUUGGGACAACAAGUCAUGAUGGUACUCAAAGGCAAGUGAAGGUUGAAGUGUUGGGUGUAUUGGAUCCUGUGGAGAAAUUGAUACGUCUGCGCGCCGUCGAACCAUUAGCAGAAUACGAGAAGAACUAUAAGAAACGUUUCCAGAAAAUUCUUGAACCACUUAGCGCAUGGGUUCACCCAUCAUCAAUCAUUCUAACAGAUUUGACAGUGGACAAAGGCACCCUGGUCUCCAUGGGCUUUAAACAUGUGGUACAGUCUUCUUCGCAUUCUGACCAGUCAGGCAGGAACAGCAAUGCAAAUAUAAUGGAGUACUUGCGGCGCAUUGUACCGAGAAUGUUCCAGAAUACGCUGUCAUUGUUAUCUAGGCAGAUUAUACAGCAGUUUUUGGAUGAGCUUGUGUGGAGAGAAAGAUUUGGCGUUUCUCCUGGAUUGGCAUUUGAUAACAUAGUACUGCACAUAUCAGAACAGACAAAGUUAGAGGCGAAGGAUCCCAUAACAGUGCGUCUUAAUAAGAUCGCCUCCAAUCCCUUCAAACACUGGAAAUAUCCAAGCAAGAAAAAAGAUAAAACGGAACCUGAACCGGAACCGGAACCGGAUAUGGGUCGUGGUAGGCGCGGAAGAAAGAAGAAGGAGCCAACACCCCCACCGCCACCUCCGCCGCCGUCAAAGAAAAAGAAGAAGGAGAAGACUACGUAUGUCGAAGAUGACGAUGAUGAAGAGGUGCCGCUAGCUCAGCGACGCACAAAGAUCAAACAAGAGAAGAAUAAAGAGAAGGAAAAGGAGCCUGUAGUGGAACCUCCUCCCAGAGCGCGGCGCAAAGUUGCGCGUUCGUAUGUCGACGAUGACUUGGACGAUAUUCCACUGAAAAACAUCAAGAAAGAGAUCAAACAAGAGGAGACCGUGUCUCUUGAACGUUACUACUUUGGACAAAUUGGAGGCAAAGAGACGCCAGAGCGAAUCGCUAUAGCAGUUGAGUGUCCGGAAUGCCAUAUGGAGUUCAACGACGCGUUGUCUCUAAUGACGCACAUUUUUGCGCACAUAGCGCCACCAGAGAACGGUGCGGGCGUUCUGUGCAACUACUGCCUCGCACGCUUCCCAGACGACGUCGAGCUGCAAGUGCACCUCAAGCACAAUCAUCCCAUCGACACUAAAUCACCGGAGCUCUUUACUUAUGCUUGUCUCAUUUGCGAGGUGCGAUUCGCGGCGGUGUUGACGCUGGCGACGCACAUGCAGAAGGCGCACGCGCCGCGCGAGCUGGCGUACGCGUGCGCCGCCUGCGACUACCGCGCCUCCGCGCACCGCGCCGCCGUAGACCACUUCGCCGCGCAACACGCCGGCGCCGCGCAGCUGCUGUGUCCACACUGCCUCAAGGUUAUCACUGUGUACGCGGAUGGUUACGAGCUGACUGCUAAUGUGCUGCUGUACAUCGACCAUCUAAAGCAGCAUCAGGAUAAAGAACUGGAGGUGGGCUGCAGCAGAUGUGUGCUCAAAUUCGUACAUCUUGGCCAACUAAAGGAGCAUCAAGUAAGAGACCACAUCACGAUAGAAAAUGCAAUUCCGUUGUGUACUGAAGAGCAUUUGAUUAAUAAGCCCAAGAACAAGGCUCGUCCGCCAGUGAAGGACUCCACCAGCCAUGCCAUCAGCGACACGUACGAGAAUUUGACGCUGGUGCUGCCCGAUGGUAUGCUCUGCAGGGAAUGCGACACUCCACUAGAAAGCGACAAGCACUUCCUGGGUGUGACGCGGUGCAGUAAGUGCCCGUACGCGACGUCGUGCUACCGGGCCAUGCUGCGGCACAGCGGCUACUGCGCCGGCGUGCACGCACUCGAGACUGCGCCACGCGCCGCCCCCGCGCGCCUGAACUGCCUCUGCGGGUACACCACGCACCUAGGUACGGACAUGCUGUCUCACCUGCUCGUAUGCGAGCGUAAAACUGCGUACAGUUCUGAGGAGGAGGCACGUUCCAACACCCUCAACCCGGAGGAGAAUCACACUGGCAAGCCCGCACCGGAGCGGACACCAGCUGAAACGCCUGCGGAGAGCAUGGCAGCCAUGUCGGACUACGCGCCGCCGUCAGUACUCAACACGCAGCUGUCUCUGGACGAUCUCGCGCCGCCUUCUGUGCUGCAGCCCGACCAGCAUGAUCAAGAGUUACUUAAGGAUACGUAUGAUAGACCGCUGGCGACCCCUCGACAUGAAGAACCACAUUAUAGCCUCGGCGACUUUGAGCCACUGCCGCAAGAGCCUCCGCCACAACCCGACUUUGAACAGCUAUAA